AUGUUCAUAAAUCGAUGAUUAUUCUCCACAAAUCACAAAGACAUCGGCACCCUUUACCUUUUAUUCGGUGCAUGAGCCGGAAUGGUAGGCACCGCUCUCAGCCUAUUAAUCCGUGCUGAAUUAGGUCAACCUGGCGCUCUAUUAGGGGAUGACCAGAUUUAUAAUGUUAUCGUCACCGCCCACGCAUUCGUGAUAAUUUUCUUUAUAGUAAUACCAAUCAUGAUCGGUGGGUUUGGAAACUGACUAGUACCCCUAAUAAUUGGUGCGCCUGACAUAGCAUUUCCACGAAUAAACAAUAUAAGCUUUUGACUCCUACCCCCCUCCUUUCUACUUCUUCUAGCCUCAUCUAUGGUAGAAGCGGGUGCAGGAACAGGAUGAACCGUAUACCCCCCUUUAGCAGGUAAUCUAGCACAUGCAGGAGCAUCGGUAGACCUGACAAUUUUUUCUCUACACCUGGCAGGUGUAUCGUCCAUCCUAGGAGCUAUCAAUUUUAUCACCACUAUCAUUAACAUAAAACCCCCCGCAAUAUCACAAUACCAAACUCCCUUAUUCGUGUGAUCUGUACUAAUUACGGCCGUGCUUUUACUCCUAUCUCUACCAGUCUUAGCAGCCGGUAUUACUAUACUACUUACAGACCGGAAUCUGAAUACCACCUUUUUUGACCCAGCUGGAGGAGGAGACCCUAUUCUAUACCAACACUUAUUCUGAUUCUUCGGACACCCAGAAGUAUACAUUCUAAUUCUGCCUGGAUUCGGAAUUAUCUCACACGUCGUUACAUACUACUCAGGAAAGAAAGAACCGUUUGGUUAUAUAGGAAUGGUAUGGGCAAUAAUAUCAAUUGGCUUCCUAGGCUUUAUUGUGUGAGCCCACCACAUAUUUACUGUAGGUAUGGAUGUCGAUACACGAGCAUACUUUACAUCAGCCACUAUAAUCAUUGCUAUCCCUACAGGGGUAAAAGUAUUUAGCUGACUGGCUACUCUACACGGAGGAAAUAUUAAAUGAUCCCCAGCUAUGCUAUGAGCUUUAGGGUUUAUUUUUCUAUUUACAGUGGGUGGUCUAACGGGUAUCGUAUUAUCAAACUCAUCACUGGAUAUUGUUCUUCACGACACAUACUAUGUAGUAGCACACUUUCAUUACGUUCUCUCAAUGGGGGCAGUAUUUGCAAUUAUGGGUGGAUUUGUCCACUGAUUCCCACUAUUCACGGGUUAUAUACUGAAUGAUACUUGAGCGAAAAUCCACUUCACAAUUAUAUUUGUCGGAGUAAACAUAACAUUCUUUCCUCAACACUUCCUAGGCCUAUCAGGUAUGCCUCGACGUUACUCCGACUAUCCAGAUGCUUACACAACAUGAAACACAGUAUCUUCCAUAGGCUCAUUCAUCUCACUAACAGCAGUAAUAUUAAUGAUCUUCAUAAUCUGAGAAGCCUUCGCAUCCAAACGAGAAGUACUAACAGUACAACUCACUUCAACAAACAUUGAAUGGUUACACGGGUGUCCUCCACCAUAUCACACCUUUGAGGAGCCAACCUAUGUACUAUCGAAAUAA
Messenger RNA from Enhydra lutris kenyoni (northern sea otter), 1545 nucleotides. The record is from the annotation of a RefSeq genome assembly. Lineage: Eukaryota; Metazoa; Chordata; Mammalia; Carnivora; Mustelidae.